Vanessa atalanta (red admiral) is the source of this 973-nucleotide messenger RNA. Its product is annotated as cilia- and flagella-associated protein 20-like. Bases 50 to 973 code for a protein of 307 amino acids. The record is from RefSeq and is a predicted model, not a curated record. Lineage: Eukaryota; Metazoa; Arthropoda; Insecta; Lepidoptera; Nymphalidae. The transcript has a single exon. Gene Ontology annotation, biological process: cilium assembly; regulation of cilium beat frequency involved in ciliary motility; positive regulation of cell motility. Gene Ontology annotation, cellular component: motile cilium; ciliary basal body.
UUAACCAGUCCAAAUAUUGCUUGAAAUCUUGAAAUAAGUACAAUAGAAAAUGUUUAAAAAUACAUAUCAAAGUGGAUUAUUAUCAAUAUUCUACAGUUGUGGUUCAAAUCCACUAGCAAUAUGGGAUAUGGAAGUAAAGAAUGGUCACAUAAAACGCCUAACAGAUAAUGAAGUGAACUCAAUAGUACUAGAAAUAGUGAGUACAAAUGUUGCUACAACUUUUAUUACGUGUCCAAAGAGGAAUCAAGUGUUGGGCAUCAAACUUCCUUUCCUUGUGAUGAUAGUGAAAAACCUUAAAAGAUAUUUUUCGUUCGAAAUAACCAUCAUAGAUGAUAAAAACAUGCGGAGACGAUUUAGGAUUUCAAAUUUUCAGUCAACGACAAAAAUUAAGCCUUUCUGUACAAGUAUGCCGAUUGGAUUAUCUGGUGGUUGGAACCAAAUACAGUUUAAUUUAGCCGAUUUUACAAGACGUGCUUAUGGAACACAGUUUAUAGAAGCGCUUCGAGUACAGGUGCAUGCUAAUGCUCGUUUACGGCGUAUAUAUUUUAGCGAACGACUUUAUACUGAGGAAGAGUUACCUCAGGACUAUAAACUAUAUUUACCUCUGGAAAAAAAGUCAAAGAAAGCUAAACAGGAAAAGAAAGAAGAACAGACGGCGAAAAAGAUUCCAGCUCAACCUCCAGCUACAGAAGCCCCUGUUGAAGUUUUUGUUGAACCACCAGUGGAAAGUAAGGUUAGUGCAGCUACUAUACCACCAGUAGUUGUUGGGCCCGGUGAAGAGAAAGAAGAAGAAAUGAUAGCACAUACUGAGUCUGUUGUUGAGAUUACACCUGAAACAGUCGUAGUAGAAGUAUCGUCAAAAGAAGGUGAAGAAACUAUAUUAACAAAAGUGGAAGGUGAAGAAAAUAUUGAACCAACUGCUGAACAAAUAACAGAAAUAAAACCAGAUGAGGAUAUACCUGUAGAAGAAUGA